UAAAUGAGCAGAGCAAACGAAAGUAACAUUCGACGAACUGAUGAUCAUUCCAGACUCUGUUUCUAUUGAGAGAUAAAAGGCUGGUUGAAUGAGUUGCCUAUGAAAGCUACUUCAACUGCAAGAAAACAGCUGCACCAGUGACUGUAAGGGGUCAGUGCUCUAAAAUGAGUCUCUCUGAGGAUAGAGAGGAGGGGGGCCUUGCCUCUAAAAUGAGUCUCUCUGGGGAACAUGACACCAAAGCUAAGAGCCCAAUCAAGCAGGAGAGACCAGCCUCCCCUGUACCCAGCUGUGUGUCCAUGAAGAGUGACAAGUCUAUGGAGCUACCUAUAUACUUUAGCGAGGGAGACCUUUCUACUGAACAAAGUCCAAUCAAGCAGGAGAGACCAGCCUCCCCUGUACCCAGCUGUGUGUCCAUGAAGAGUGACUGGUCUAUACGUGAACCUGUGAACUUUAGAGAGGGAGCCUUUUCUACUGAACAAAGAAACCAGCAGGAGAGAUUCGAGUCAGAGAUUCUCAGUGGUCAGUCUUCCCAGAGUCAUCAAAAAGACCUGGCCUCCAUAUUCAGUAUGCUUGAAGAGAAUAUUAUGACAUUUGUGAAGAACGAGCUGAAGCUGUUCAAGAGGAUUCUUUGUCCAGAACUCCCAGAAGGCUUUGAGAGUCAGAAGCAGGAUAAGGAAGUGGUGGAUUCUGAAGAUGAGAAGCAGGAGAGCAGUGCCAGAGAGGGGGCUCUGAAGAUCACACUGCACGUCCUGAGGAAAAUGAACCAGGUGGAGCUUGCUGACACACUGGAGAACUAUUCAGAUGAUCCUGCUGUGAUUUGCCAACGUGAACUCAAAUCUAAUCUAAAGAAGAAGUGUCAAUGUGUAUUUGAGGGGAUCGCUAAACAAGGAAACCCAACACUUCUCAAUAAGAUCUACACAGAGCUCUACAUCACAGAGGGUGGAACAGGAGAGGUCAAUAAUGAACAUGAGCUGAGACAGAUUGAGACAACAACCAGGAAACAAGCAAGACUAGAGACUGCAAUCAAAUGGAAUGACAUCUUCACACCCUUAAAUGGACAAGACAAAUUUAUCAGAACUGUGCUGACAAAGGGAGUCGCUGGCAUUGGAAAAACAGUCUCUGUGCAGAAGUACAUUCUGGACUGGGCUGAAGGAAAAGCAAAUCAGGAUGUGCAAUUUUUAUUUUCAUUCCCUUUUCGGGAGCUGAAUUUGAUGAAAGAGAACAAACACACUUUCAUUGAACUUCUCAAUCACUUCUCAAUGGAAACCAAACAAUCAGGAAUCUCCCUCUACAACAAGUACAAAGUUCUGUUCAUCUUUGAUGGUCUGGAUGAGUGCCGACUGCCCCUAGACUUCCAGAAGAACAAAAUCUGUUGUGAUGUCACAGAGUCAACCUCAGUGGAUGUUCUGCUGACAAAUCUCAUCAAGGGAAAUCUGCUUCCCUCUGCUCUCCUCUGGAUAACUACCAGACCUGCAGCAGCCAAUAAGAUCCCUUCAGUGUGUGUUGACCAGGUGACAGAGGUAAGAGGGUUCAAUGACCCACAGAAAGAGGAGUACUUCAGGAAGAGAUUCAGUGACGAGGACCUGGCCAGCAGAAUCAUCUCACACAUAAAGACAUCAAGGAGCCUCCACAUCAUGUGCCACAUUCCAGUCUUCUGUUGGAUUUCUGCAACAGUCCUUGAACACAUGCUGAAAUAUAAGAGAGAAGAGAUGCCCAAGACUCUGACUGAGAUGUACACACACCUUGUGGUGUUUCAUACCAAACAGAAGAAUGAAAAGUAUCUUGGGAAAGAAGAGACAGGUCCACACUGGAAUAAAGAGAGCAUUCUGUCACUGGGAAAACUGGCUUUUCAACAGCUUGUGAAGGGCAAUCUGAUUUUCUAUGAAGAGGACCUGAAAGAGGCUGGUAUUGAUGUCAUUGAAGCCUCAGUGUACUCGGGAUUGUGCACACAGCUCUUUAAAGAGGAAUGUGUGCUGUACCAGGAGAAGGUGUACUGCUUUGUUCAUCUGAGCAUUCAGGAGUUUCUGGCUGCUGUAUAUGUGUUCCUCUCAUUCAUCAACAACAACGAGAAUCUAAUGGACAAACUGCAAACAAAAUCCAAUAACUUUUCUUUGCUAUUCAGAGACGAGCCUGAAGUUAGUUUCUACAAGAGUGCUGUGGAUAAAGCCUUACAAAGUAAGACAGGAAACCUGGACCUUUUCCUCCGCUUCCUUCUGGGCCUCUCACUGGAGUCCAAUCAGAAGUACUUACAAGGUCUACUGACAAAGACAAGCAGCUCACGGAGCCAUGAAGAAACAGUCAAGUACAUCAAGGAGAAGAUCAGGGAGAAUCUUUCUCCGGAGAGGAGCAUCAAUCUGUUCCACUGUCUGAAUGAACUGAAUGACCAUUCUCUAGUGGAGGAGAUCCAAAGCUACCUGAGAACAGGAAGUCUCUCUGGAGCCAACCUGUCACCUGCACAGUGGUCAGCUCUGGUCUUUGUGUUGCUGACUUCAGAAAAGGAGUUGGAUGUGUUUGACCUGAAAAAAUACUCCAGAUCAGAGGAAGGUCUUCUGAGGCUGCUGCCAGUGGUCAAAGCCUCCAGAGCUGUCCUGUGAGUACAUACAAUGACA
Molecule: messenger RNA, 2609 nt
Organism: Oncorhynchus kisutch (coho salmon)
Lineage: Eukaryota; Metazoa; Chordata; Actinopteri; Salmoniformes; Salmonidae
Product: protein NLRC3-like
Exons: 8
Coding region: 165-2594 (809 amino acids)
Source: RefSeq, a predicted model, not a curated record